AAAAAAGUUAGGAAGAACUUCAGAGAGAAAAAAAAGUUUGGGGAGUGAAAGCGCAGUGAUUUUUUUUCCUCCAGAAGUUGCUUUGCAGAUGUCUCUGAAAUCCGUGCUGCGUUCACUGGAGAAGAUCUCCAGCUUUCUUGCAUCUUAAACUUCUUUAUUUUGUGUUUGGAAAGUUUUAUUCCUGGAAGUUUUUGGAAUUUUUUUUUUCGAGAUCGGGAAAGUUGGGGAAGAUAUGCGCGUUUCCAGACUGGUCAGUGUCUCCUGGCCAAGCGGAAAACUAUUUCUUUUCUCCAGGCUUGGAUAGCGAGAUCACUGCAGGGUUUGGAUCAGUAAUCGAGACCCGCUGAUGAGUUUAGAGCCGCUCCGAGUCACGCAGUUCGGACUUCCUGCGCUCAUUUGACGCGUCUUUCGGCGCAAAUAAGUGAUUACUCUGCUUUUUUUUAACCUUUUUGGGGACUUUGCUUUUUUUAAUUCGAAAUCAUGGACCCGAGUCAGCACAACCCCCCCGCAGGACACCAGGUGGUCCACGUCCGUGGAGACUCCGAGACCGAUCUGGAGGCGCUUUUUAACGCGGUGAUGAACCCCAAAGGCGCCGCUGUGCCUCCAUCUGUCCCCAUGAGGAUGAGGAAGCUGCCAGACUCCUUCUUCAAACCACCCGAGCCCAAAUCCCACUCCAGACAGGCGAGCACAGAUGCAGGCACAGCUGGUACACUCACUCCACAGCACAUCAGAGCGCACUCCUCGCCUGCUUCCCUGCAGCUGAGCGCCGUCACUUCAGGCUCCAUGAGUACCCUGACCCCAGCAGGCACCUCCCCUCAGCACCUGCGCCAGCCCUCGUACGAGAUCUCAGAUGAUGUGCCCCUGCCUCCAGGCUGGGAGAUGGCUAAAACUCCGUCUGGCCAGCGAUACUUCCUUAACCACCUUGACCAGUCUACAACCUGGCAGGACCCUCGUAAGGCCAUUCUCCAGAUGAACCAGACAAACUCAGCCAGCCCCGUCCCUGUGCAGCAGCAAAACCUCCUGAACCCAGCCACAGGUCCUCUUCCUGAAGGCUGGGAGCAGGCCAUCACAGCAGAGGGAGAGAUCUACUACAUCAACCACAAGAAUAAAACCACGUCCUGGCUGGACCCAAGGCUCGACCCACGCUAUGCUCUGAACCAGCAACGAAUUACCCAGAGUGCUCCUGUAAAGCCAGGCACCCAGCUCCCCUCCAGUCCCCAGAACCCAACCAUCAUGGGUGGUAACAACCAGAUGAGACUGCAGCAGCUACAGCUGGAGAAAGAGAGAUUGAGGCUUAAACACCAGGAGCUGCUCCGCCCGAGACCGCAGGAGCUGGCUUUGAGGAACCAGCUGCCCUCCAGCAUGGAGCAGGACAGUGGCACUCAGAACACGGUUUCAUCCCCUGGCAUGGGACAGGACGGCCGCAGCAUGACCACCAACAGCUCAGACCCCUUCCUCAACAGUGGGACGUAUCACUCCAGAGAUGAGAGCACAGACAGUGGCCUGAGCAUGAGCAGCUACAGCGUCCCCCGCACUCCAGACGACUUCCUGAACAGUGUAGAUGAGAUGGAGACAAGUGACUCCCUCGGCCCUGCAUCCUUGGCGACCCAGCCGAGCCGUUUCCCAAACUACCUAGAUGAAAUCCCAGGCACCGAUGUAGACUUGGGCACCCUGGAGGGCGAGAGCAUGGCGGUCGAGGGCGAAGAGCUGAUGCCGAGCCUGCAGGAGGCGCUGAGCUCCGACAUCCUGAACGACAUGGAAUCCGUGCUGGCUGCGACCAAGAUCGACAAAGAGAGCUUUCUGACCUGGCUAUAGAUCAGCUUUAACACACACUAUGCCUCCACUCUCUUCACAACAAACUGCUGCCUAGGCCAAUCUGUGAAGGAUGUGUAGACGCUUUGAGGGCUUUUUUGUGUGUGUUUUUUUUGUUUUUUUUUUAUUGACAUUUUACUCCCUUAGACUUUGAUUGGGGUUCUUUUUUUUCUUUCUUUUCUUCUUUUUUUCACUCACGUUACACAUUAAUCACGGCUGGACUGGUUUCUUUGAGGGCUUUUCGCCCAGAAUAUAUAUAAACCACACAUGGCCUAACUGGUUUUAAAUCAUAUUUUCAUUUUUCUUUUUUUCUCUUACCCAUUCCCUUUUUUAAUGUCUGCAUCCUCAAGGCUGGCCCAUGAACAGACAAUUAUUCACCCUUUCCUAUUGAAUGGCUUUGACAAAGUGUUGAACCCUCAUCGCUCUCCUAUACGACCUCCUCCUCUGCCUCGCCCGCAGCCUAAACUACAGUUUCCCCGUCUUUACCUUAUUUCACUACGAGCCUGGCAAACCAAAAACACUCACGAGGGCUGCUUGCAAGUAUGUGGAUCAUGAGGAGAUCUCUGAGCUUGAGUUCUUGAGGGUUGAACCUGUUGCUUUAGGAAGGCAGAUCCCCCUGCUCGGCUGUGCCAGCAUAUCAAACACUAAUCGAUACAAGUGCCUUCGGUUUGAUCUCUUAGUGCAGCAGAUAAAAACACUACUUUGCUUUUAUUGUUUUUGUUUUUUUUUCUUAUUUUUAACACUAUAUAUUACCGAACAAUUCUGAUCGCCUUUUUUCUAUUUACAGGUUUCAGUAAUCGAAAGUGUAUUUUAAAGUUUAUAUAAAAAUGCAUUUUUUGUUGGAUUUUUAUCAACUCUAGCCUCAGUCUUAUUUAAGACUGAUUUUUUGUUUGUUUGUUUGUUUGUUCAUUUAUUCUCAUGAUAAACUGGCUUAUCAUCUAACAUGGUUGCUUUCCAGCAUGCCGACACUGUUUAAUCACUGCAGAAUAGAUGGAAUUGAUUACCUGGUAAUCAGCAGAAAUGAUCAAAGUAGAUUCAGCUUUUUUUUGUUUUUGUAUGGUAAUAUGUAGGUUUUCAAUCAUUAUAAAUGUAAUUUUUUUGCCUAUUCAGUGACCAUAUCGUUCAAAAGCAGGGCUCAGAAAGUUUUUGAUGACCGGAUAAGGAUACGUGUGUAUGGACGCUCGUACGGUGUUGAAGUGAUUGAAACGAUGGGUUUGUUAUGUUUCCAGUUGGAUAAUAAGCACGUUUUGAGGGUUUGCGGUUUAGAGCAGGGCAUAGCUGGUACUCGGUUUGGAAAUCAUGAUUAAGAACGAUUAGCGUGGUAGAUUUUACUGGGAAAAAAAAACAAAAAACAAUCAGCAAUAACGUGUCGUCUUUUUUUUUUUUCUUUUCUUUGUUUUUUUUCCUUGUGACGAGGCUUCCAAAGAGUUUGAUUUUUUUUUUUUUUCCUUUAAGAAACAAAGUAAUUUAUCCUUAUUCUUUGUGUGUAUACAUGUAGCAUAAGCUAAUGAGAGAAUAUCCAGCUGAUGAUUAGUCAGUGGAUAUGUGAUGACAGUCACAAGUCUCCCAUACUAGACCCUCGAAGAGCAAAUUACCAAGAGCAGCCUUGUUGUUUACAUUGUUGCAGAGCGAUAGUACACUACAGAUGUUAGAUGCUUUAUAUAGAGACAUAAUGUUUACAAGAUUAUUAGCCGGCCUACACUACGCAGAGACGACGCUCCUACACUUUGAAUGUGAUUUUUUUAUUUUUUUCGAAAAGUUAAGCUCAUGAAAUGAUGAAAAAAUUAUUCGAUUAUCGGCACGGACAAGACGUGCAGAGAGCAGCUCAUACGAAGUAUUUUGAAUUUUCAACAUGAUGUAAAACGAUCAAAUUGUCACUUCCCUUGCAUUCCAUUUAUGAAGCAGCUGCCGAAGUGGGCAAAUUUUUGUAUUUUUUAUAGGGGGAUCUCCUAUAAUCUCCUUAGGGUUCACAUUUGGAACGUCUAAUUUCACAAAACUGUCCUAAUGUUGGAUAUCCUGAUCAAAUAUAAGAAUAUGUUAGAAUAUAUGAACAUCAGCCCCUGCCUUAUGUGAACAACGAUCAAAAAACUGUGAUCAAACUAUGCCGCAGUAAUAUUAAGGGAAAAAAAGACCUUAGUAGUAUGUUUUAGAAUAGAAUCUAUUUUUACAGAAGUAUGCUCGGAAUAAACAGUGUUUGAUAGCGAUGCAACAAAACGAAAUCGUUUUUAAUGAAUUGUUGGUACAGUGCUGAUAUUGCAUGUUUAACAGGACAUUGCUUCUAAUGUGCAUCACCUAAACAUGAUUUUAUGUGUAGUUAGUGUGCAACUGAAUAUAUAAUAACCUUUUUUUUUUUGUAGCGGUAGUACUAAUCACUCAAGUUAAAGGAUUGGUAUUUAGAUAUCUCUAAGUGCACACAGAAUGAAUUUAUAUCCAUUUAUUAUGAUCUGUUUUCUUUCUUUUUUUCUUUUUUUUUUUUAAAUAGAUUUAUGUGCAUGUAUCUUAGAAUCUUAUGUUCUGUUACAUUCUAUCCCUUUGCAUAAUACUUUAAAACAAAUGGGCCUGUAAUAAAAAAUAUAUAUUCUUUGUUGUA
Molecule: messenger RNA, 4402 nt
Organism: Silurus meridionalis
Lineage: Eukaryota; Metazoa; Chordata; Actinopteri; Siluriformes; Siluridae
Gene: yap1
Product: Yes1 associated transcriptional regulator
Exons: 8
Coding region: 481-1815 (444 amino acids)
Biological process (GO): hippo signaling; positive regulation of transcription by RNA polymerase II
Cellular component (GO): cytoplasm; nucleus
Molecular function (GO): transcription coactivator activity; transcription corepressor activity; protein binding
Source: RefSeq, a predicted model, not a curated record